AUGAAGGCUACAGAAGUUGACUUCACAUUGAACGAUGGAAACAAAAUUCCAGCGGUCGGGCUGGGUACUGCGUGCCCACCGGAGGACCAGGAGCAUUUCAUAGACUCCAUUGUUACUGCGUUGAGGAGUGGAGUUCGCCAUAUUGAUUCGGCCUGGUACUAUGGAAGCGAGCCUAUGAUCGGUGUUGCUCUUCAAAGGGCGUUCGCCGAGGGAAUUGUGAAAAGAGAGGAUAUUUUUAUCACUACCAAGGUUUGGCCAGGAAGGCACGAUGAUGCCUUGGGAUCUCUCAACGAAUCUCUCGAGCUUCUUCAACUUGACUAUGUUGAUUUAUUCCUUCAACAUUUGCCGCUAUGCUAUGUUAGGGAUACAUUUACAAUCGUGGAGAAUGCAGAUCACCUUGAUACCUGGAAAGAAAUGAUACAGAUUUACAAGACCACCACCAAGGCCAAGUCUAUUGGAGUCUGCAACUACAGCAUUCCGUUUUUAGAGAGACUUUUCAAGGAAACAGAUGUGGUUCCAGUUGUUAACCAAGUUGAGCUUCAUCCACGUCUGCCUCAACUAGAGUUGGUGAAGUUUUGCCGAGACCAUGGAAUUUUGGUGGAGGCAUACUCUCCGUUGGGGGCUGGUGGAGCACCUCUUAUCAAGUUACCAAUUGUCAACGAAUUGGCGGAUAAAUACAAGGUUACAGCAGCUGAUAUACUGGUUUCCUUCCACGUUUGCAAAGGCAAUGUUGUUCUUGCAAGAACGCAAAACCUGGAACGUUUGAAGCAAGGAUGGGAAUUUGUCAAAAUUUCGAGUGAGGAUUUGGCCAAACUGGAUGACUAUGGAAUUGCAAACCACUACAGAUAUAUUGCCGGAAAUUUCGGAAACAAUCUUGGAUUUCCCGACUGGAACGACAGUGUUGACUGUCAUACUGGUGUUUAA
Kuraishia capsulata CBS 1993 is the source of this 924-nucleotide messenger RNA. RefSeq lists its product as uncharacterized. The record is from RefSeq and is a predicted model, not a curated record. Gene Ontology annotation, cellular component: cytosol. The transcript has a single exon. The coding region runs from base 1 to 924 and encodes 307 amino acids. Lineage: Eukaryota; Fungi; Ascomycota; Pichiomycetes; Pichiales; Pichiaceae. Gene Ontology annotation, molecular function: aldose reductase (NADPH) activity.